Hypomesus transpacificus is the source of this 1652-nucleotide messenger RNA. Its product is annotated as C-type lectin domain family 4 member M-like. The transcript has 6 exons. The coding region runs from base 59 to 1366 and encodes 435 amino acids. The record is from RefSeq and is a predicted model, not a curated record. Lineage: Eukaryota; Metazoa; Chordata; Actinopteri; Osmeriformes; Osmeridae. Gene Ontology annotation, molecular function: signaling receptor activity.
UGCAGCACCUCUCAGAUCUGGACGCAGAGCAGAGAGAGGGGUCAAAAUAGACUCGGUCAUGGAGAUGAGCGCAGACGUUUUUUAUGACAAUGUGAACUUCACGUCAGACAGCGGCAAAGACACAGGACUGAAGAAGGAGAAAGAUACGGAUCUCGACAAGGAAGAGACAUGUCUUUAUUCUUAUGUUGACAGGAAGCCAAAAGAACUUCAACAACAAAAUGCCAAACCCAGCAAAGUCACAGAACCCACAGCCCCUGACCAAGGACCAGAACUAGGACCAGGACCAGGACCAGGACCAGGACCAGAACCAGAACCAGAACCAGAACCAGAACCAGGACCAGGAUCAGGACCAGCCGCAAGUUGUGGGGGUCCGAAGAGGGACAUCUCCAGAGCUGUAGCUGUGUGUCUGGCACUGCUGUGUGUUCUUCUGCUGGCUGCGCUCAUAGCUCUGGGAAUAUUAUACAAUCAAUUCAAAGAGAAUGAGAGAGACCAACUACAAUCCAAAUACAACAAUGUGACUCAAGAGAGAGACCGCUUACAGAUCAGUUACACCAACGUGACCAGACAGAGAGACCAGUUACAGACCAGUUACACCAACGUGACCAGACAGAGAGACCAGUUACAGACCAGUUACACCAACGUGACCAGUGAGAGAGACCAGUUACAGACCAGUUACACCAACGUGACCAGACAGAGAGACCAGUUACAGACCAGUUACACCAACGUGACCAGAGAGAGAGACCAGUUACAGACGAGUUACAGCAACGUGACCAGAGAGCGAGAACUGUUACAGACCAUUAACACUAAUCUGACCAGAGAGAGAGACCAGCUGAACACCAGCAACACCAUCCUGACCAGAGAGAGAGACCAGCUGAACACCAGUUACACCAUCCUGACCAGAGAGAGAGAUGACCUUAAGAAUAAGCUAUGCAAUGUCACUUCCUGUUCUGCUAGCUGGGAGAAGUUUGGCUGCAGCUGUUACUACGUCUCCACUGUGCAGAAAAACUGGGCUGACAGCAGACAGGACUGUAAAGACAAAGGAGCAGACCUGGUGAUCAUAAAUAACCGAAAGGAACAGGAUUUCCUCAAUAACCUCAAAAAGAAAAUGUGGAUCGGUCUGUCUGACACAGUAACAGAAGGGAACUUUACCUGGGUGGACGGAACUCCACUGACCACACCCACGUACUGGUUCAGCCCUCCAGCCCAGCCUGAUAAUAACCUUUAUAACGCAGACAUGGUUGAUGAGGACUGUGCUGAGAUAUACUACACAUCUCCUCGACUUUCAAAUGUUCUCCCUCCCAAUACAUGGAAUGAUAACAGAUGUGAUUUGACUUCGAAUUUCUGGGUCUGUGAAAGAGGGAUCUAACAGAUAUACUCUGGGUUUUCUAUGCAUAAUUAAUUUUUCUAUGCAUUUUUCUAGCUACAUAAUUUUCUUGUUAAUAACACCUGUCAUAGCUGCAUGAUUGAAAUAACUGUGAUAAUGAGCUUUCACUUCCUAUUGGCUAAUAGAGGAAAUUAUGUAAUAAUGAGUUACAUAGGCUCAAUCUUUAUAUAGCUACCUAGCAACAUUUCUAUUAGUUAGUUGAGCUUAUUAUCUACCACACAGCUUGGUUUUCUUAUAAGCUAUUUCUGAAAUAAAACAGUCUUUUGGU